This is a messenger RNA of Acanthopagrus latus (yellowfin seabream), 4442 nucleotides long. It is a transcript of the gene rfng, whose product is annotated as RFNG O-fucosylpeptide 3-beta-N-acetylglucosaminyltransferase. Bases 471 to 1697 code for a protein of 408 amino acids. Gene Ontology annotation, cellular component: membrane. Gene Ontology annotation, biological process: regulation of Notch signaling pathway. The record is from RefSeq and is a predicted model, not a curated record. The transcript has 9 exons. Lineage: Eukaryota; Metazoa; Chordata; Actinopteri; Spariformes; Sparidae. Gene Ontology annotation, molecular function: O-fucosylpeptide 3-beta-N-acetylglucosaminyltransferase activity.
AAUAGCAUCUUAUGGUAAUUGCUAGCUUGCCACGGUUGGUGAGUUUGGUGGUUUGUGGUAUUUAACUAGGAGUGGACAUGCUGCCCGUGAAAGAAGCUUAUAACUUCAAACCUCUCCCUAAAAGCCUCAUAAACACCAGAUAAGACCAAGGAUUUCACCGGAGCGAGCUUGACAGUGACUACGAAGACUGUUGUAAACUUAAAGUCGCCGUCGAGCAUAAAGGAAGACGACGUCCAGCCGCGGAUCCGGUGGCAUCAACUCGAUUCAACAUAGUCGACACUGAGCAUUGUUUUUCACACCGAGACUUGUGUUGCAGCCACACACAUUAGCUUCCUUGCUGUUUGCCGACUUACUAAAAGGCCAUACUGAAGUCAGAGGUCAACUGUGUCCUCUGGUGUUUGACGGAUUCCAGUUGACCGUGUAAGGAUGGGACAAGGUGGUGUUGGAAGUGACUGCAGCCCUGGAGGCUGAUGAACCCACUCCACUGGCCAGUCAGGAUGCACAUAGCUUCAGUGGGUGUCAGCAAGUUCUGCUUCCUGUUUUCCCUUGCAUUCUGUGGCUUCCUGCUUCUGCUCAUUCCUGCCCUCCAGCCACCUACACGCCAGGUGGACCUGCCUCAGCCCCGACCCCAAGUCAGACCUGCAAAGUCAGGCCCAUCACACCAUGCCAGGGUACCAGCAGUGUCUGUCCAUGCAGGGGAAACAGACUCCGCCAUAGAGCGCAAUGGGAGUUCAGCAGGGCAGGGGGGAUCCAUUGAGAAUGAAGUUACUAGGACUGAUAACCAUAAUCCCAAGAGUGGGACAGAUUUCAAAAGAGGGGAUCCCCCUGGAAGACAGGUUGCUGGACGUUCAGAUUCUAAGCCUCGGGACCCGUUGGAGCUAAGAGAUAUUUUUAUUGCAGUGAAGACUACCAGGAAGUACCAUAAGUCCAGACUGGAGCUGCUGAUUAAGACCUGGAUUUCUCAAGCUAAAGAACAGACCUACAUAUUCACUGACGGUGAGGACAAGGAGCUGCGUAUGAGAACAGGAGUUAACAUCAUCAACACUAACUGCUCAGCGGCUCACACUCGACAGGCUCUGUGCUGUAAGAUGUCUGUGGAGUAUGACAAGUUUAUUGAGUCGCAGAAGAAAUGGUUCUGCCAUGUAGAUGAUGAUAACUAUGUGAUCCUGCCCAGCCUGCUGCAGCUGCUCUCCUCAUACCACCACAGUCAAGAUGUCUAUCUGGGCCGGCCCAGUCUGGAUCAUCCUAUAGAGGCUGCUGAAAGGGUCAAGAGUGAUGGAUCGGUGUCUGUCAAGUUCUGGUUUGCCACAGGUGGAGCAGGUUUCUGUAUCAGCAGAGGUCUGGCACUGAAAAUGAGCCCAUGGGCCAGUUUGGGGAAUUUCAUCAGCACUGCGGAGAAGAUCCGACUACCAGAUGACUGCACAAUUGGCUACAUCAUCGAAGCACUGCUGGAAGUGACCCUAACACACACGCAUCUCUUCCACUCUCACCUGGAGAACCUACAGAAGCUGCCCAGUGACACUGUGCUGGAACAGGUGACUCUCAGCUACGGAGGCUUUGAGAACAGAAGAAACGUGGUUAGCAUUGUUGGAGGCCUUCCUCUGGCUGAGGACCACACAAGGUUCAAGACAGUCCACUGCUUGCUGUAUGCAGAUACUGACUGGUGUCCAAAGCUCAAACCUCACCACAAAAACUGAACACUACUGUGUUUUCAUCCGGCAGCACUGAUAAUUGCUGAAGCUUUGUCCCCCUGUCCCAGUGUCUGCAUCAUUUAUCUAAAGCAGCCUCACCUCAUGCUUCAUGCAUGCACAGUGUUCUUGGUGUAGCCAAAGAAUGACCACUUAUGGCUAACUGAGCAUGAAGUGAAGCAACUAGUGGCCCCACUUUAAAUUAAUUUUGAGAGUUGUUUAUUAACCCUAAGCACAGUGUCACAUGGAAACAGUCUCUUUUGAUGAAGAAGCCCAACUACAUGUUCAUGUCAUGGCCAUCAGCUAGAAAUGCUUCAGCUUGAUUCCUGAGAAAUGAAUUGAAGCUGCUGAAUGAGUCCAAGCUGCUGAAUGAGUCCAAGCUCCUUCCACCUUAGACCUGCAGGAUGAAUAAUUCUCUUGGCAAAGCCUGAUUCUGUUUUUUACAAAACAAGAAUCUCUAAAAACCUAGCAGUCUGUUGCUAUCAAUAUUAGCCGCAGUGGUGCAGUUAAAGGGGAAUUAUGUACUUUUAGACCUGGGCCCUAGAUCUACAUACUUGUGUUUGUAAAUGAUUUAUACCUAAAUGAUCUUAACCUUUAAGGAAAAUGUUGUCAGACAUUUAGAACAUCAACCUCAGAAUGUCGGUCAAAGUUGCCCCAAGAAUUGCAUUGCAUCUCUUCUCGUGUGUAGUCACGGCCAGCUGAGGUGAUCUGCAGGGCCGACUCCAAAAAUUUUGGUUAGUCUGAAUCAUUUACACACCCAAAUAUGUAAAUAGACCUAGGUUUAAAAAUACUGGAAUCGCCCCUUAAGUUCAGCUCUGUUGGCUGUCUCAGCAGAACUGUAGCACAAAUAUUCUGUCUGUGUUUCCACAAAGACUUGCCUAUAAUGCAGAGACUUGUUUAUUGGUUAAAUGAAGGAAAGAUCAACCUGAUUGUUUGGUUCCAUCCACUGUGGGCUUACUUCACUACUAGAGUAGCCUAAUGGGCUGGGUUACUGUCCGAGGUUACAGAAGUCAUAAACCUAAAAGCUGAAACCGUCCUGUGUUCAUGAGUGGCUCUAAAAGUCUCUAUAAAAGAGUUCCUGUUUUGGCAUUCAUGUUUCCCAGACAGCUAAUUAAGAUGGUUUCCAUACAAUGAAAGACAUUUGAGGUACUUGCGAGAGUUUGAGAUUAUUGUAUUGAGUAUGUUUUCGUCUCAUGAACUGAGCUGAUGUUUAAUAUUACCAGAUAUGAGAUGUUUUGGUGAUUGACAGAAAACCUCUGUGGAAGGCUUGUGUGCGCCACGGACACACAUUUAUUUCAGUCUGUUGUGAUUAUUCCAGUGCCUUCACAUUGUCCUUGUAUUAGCCUUUUUUAACAGGCCCGUCUUUAUAGUUUUGCACUACUUUGACCUUAUUACUUCCUGUAUUUUACCGACUGGAGUUCCAUUUUGCAGUGUUGGUGUAAAAAUAUUGUGUUCUUUAUGAAUUCUUUCUUUGCAUAUGUUUUAUUUUUAGCUCUUUAGGGUUAGGGUUACUUCUUUCAAGACAAACUACUCUGGAGUCAAAGAUAAUUUGUUGGAGAUGGACUUCAAUGGAGCCAAAGAUAUCUCAACCGUAUUGCCAUGACAUCUGUUAGAGAUGGCUGCUAAUAAUCUAAGUGACCUCUAACGUUUUGUCGGCGCUGCCAUCAGGUCGCAUUUCAUAUUGACUUUUUGGUCCUUGUUAAGGCAUCACAACGCUCUGUCAGAUUUGAAAGUGGCUGCCUGUGUAAUAUUUUUGUUUACAACUCAGGAUGCCAAGCUACAAGGAGUCUUGAAAUAUGGUCAGAAAUGUUAAUUUCUAGGAAUUGGGGGAAACAUUGGGGUUCAACACAAUGUAUGGAUCCAUUUUAUGGUUGGAGUUUUUUCCCCCAGCUACUUCAGUUGUUCAGCAGAAUUAUGCCAUGCUGUUUUGCUGUGAAGAUCCAGAAAUGUUGUGUGGACUACGACACUUCACCUGACUUUCGUCAGCAUGGGAAGAUAAAGACUGAAUUUUUGGGUGAACUGUUUAAAGUUCGAAUAAGAUCAUUCUUACACAAGAAUCUGAAUAAUAUCCAUCACAAACUACUGUCUACACGUCUGUGUUAACCACUGAACCAGCCAUUGCCAGAGAGGUUUAGUGUGGUGCCUCCAGCCACCAGUGUUGUCUGCCACCAUUUGCAAAUGUUAGUGCACUAAGAAGCUGAACUAAUAUGAUGAACAUGGUGAACGAACAUGUCAGCAUCACCUUGUGAUUUUUUUAAGAAUCUUCUCAGUAGGUUCAUAUGCUUCUGGCUAAGUAAAAUUAAAUCCAGUGAAAAGAUUGAGAUGUUAAGAUGCCUUCACUCGGAAUAAAGUUUCCAAGUUGUGCAGAUGGUCAGCUCAUGAUAAAAUGGAAAAGGUCGUCCUUGCAGACAAGAUUUACUGAAGUAUCAAGACCUCUGUUGUUUCUUUUUUUUUUUUUUUUUUGCUUAUUCUCGCCAGUUGCUGAACUCUAUUCCAGUUAACCGGUAGUUUAGCUCUACACGCUCAGCUUACACCAACCAGCAACAGUAUUUCUGCCUGCAUAGAGAAAGUAUUUGUGUAAAACACCUGUCUACCAUUUUGCACACAAGUCUAGAAUCCAAAAACCAGAGCCUGCAUCCCACUGCAGGUCAGUGGGUGAGACUAGGUGAGAGAUGUUUUUGUACACCCUUUACCACUGAUGUGUUAUUGUGUUGUUCCAAUAAGAAUAAAAUCUUUCUGCAUUCUCAAGUGUUU